AUGGCACGAGGCACCGGGCUGAAAAGACGCUCUAUAUGGAACGAAGAGGAUUUUGGAAGCCCCAAAAGCCCAAGGAAAUUUGUCGCCUGUGAAAGAUGCCAUGCGCACAAGAUCAAGUGCUCUGGCGACCUGCCGUGUAGCAAAUGCCGCGCUGUCGGAUGUGCAGACCAAUGCAAAUUCGCUACCCGAGAUCGGCAAGUGAAAGUGAGCGAGAACUAUCUCGACCAGAUCCUCUCGGAAAACCGACGCCUGAAGGAGCAGUCGGCCACCGCGGCCGAAGCAACCGACCCGGUAAACCGGCCAUCUCGGCCAGCAGAAACCCUUCCGGACGCGGGCAGCACGAGUAUCCAGAACCCGUUGAUCGGCGAUCGGGCUUGGUUCCACCGCUAUGACCCAUCUUCGCCGCCUAUCUAUAUCGGCGAGGCCGCCUGCUCGGCAUUUGCCACGCGCUUUCGUCGCUUCUUGACCGGAAACAAUGCAACGGCGCAUAUUCCACGAACUCAAUAUGUUGUCGAGGAGAAGAUCAUGGCCGCAAAUGAAGCUGAUGUGCAGUGGCCAAGCCUUCACCAUGCUCGGCUGCUGGUCAGGAUUGCCAUCCAUCAAAUUGGCCAUAUAUAUCAUCUGAUGAUGCGCAAAUCCACGAUGGAUAAGCUUGAGGAGAUAUAUCAGACGGCUGGUUUUGACUGUACUGCCAACAAGUGCAAGUUUUUUGCACUGUUCGCUUUCGGACAGGCGUAUUCUGUUCGCUCUGAGCUCACACCAGGAUCGCGAGUGCCGGGUACACCAUACUUUGCGAGAGCCAUGAGUCUCGUCCAGAUCCUACCGGAACGGACGAGUGUCACCCAUUUGGAAACCUUGUUGUUACUGUCAUUAUUUUCGUAUUAUCUCAAUAGGCGCCACUGUGCAUAUGUUCUGGUCGGGAACGCAAUGCGAAUGGGUCUCACAAUUGGCUUAAACCACAACAUUCCAGAAUCCCAGCUCAUUGACCCGGUCGAGAGGCAGCACCGCGUUCAGAUUUGGUGGACAAUCUACAUCUUCGAUCGGAUGUGGGGAUCGAAGAUGGGCCUCCCCAUGCAGAUUCUAGACGAAGAUAUUCACGUUGAUAUGCCGUCACCAAUUGCUCCCAAGCAGCUUCAUGACGAAGAGCUGUCUGAUACAGAGUUCAUGUCGGCUAAUGUCAAGUUGGCAAGGAUUGUGGGAGAGACAAUUACGAAGCUCUAUAGCCGCCGAAAAUACCGGGAGACUUUUUUACAACGAGUUCAAAAACUGCUGAAGGCACUGAAGAACUGGGUUGAUAUGCUGCCUGAAAGUCUGCGGUUGAACAUGGAGGAUAUAGAAUCGAGCAAGAAGCCCGUUCUUUCAUUGCAUCUGGCCUUCAAUCAGUGUGUUAUUCUCGCUACACGACCAACUCUUCUCCAUCUCCUCAUGACCCUGAGUGAAGCCGGCGCCACAAGAUCGAACCGAGACACUACUACUCCUGAUUCUGUCUCCCAGCCCGUUCUCACCCUCGGCGAGGCUUGUAUCCAUGCAGCCCGGCACUCACUCUCGAUGAUCCUGACCCGCUGGAUCAGUGGGUCUAUGCCCACAUUCGGCUACUUUCAUGCACAUUACCUAUUCUCCGCGGCUCUGAUUCUAGCAAUGUCAAGUUUCGUCCCAAUUGGCAACCCCAACGACAUGGGUGGCUUUGACUCUGCCUUGGACAUAUUGCGCUCCAUGACUGAGAACGGCAACCUUGCUGCGGCCGAGUUCUACCAUAACCUGGAACAGGUCAAGCUCUGCCUAGAUGGCUACCGGGAUGCCCGACGACCACGCGCUGAUCUUGCUGUUGGCACUGCAAAUUCCGCUUCCGCCAGCGUCCCUAGCUCUGCUACGGGAUUCUCCUCGGCGUUGGCAUCAGCCUCCGUAGCCAGUGUUCCAGGGACAAUAGCCUCUGAAAUGCCCAUGAUUCCCGCCGAUAACGAAUUGCUCGCUGGUCAGACCCAGACAGCCAACGAUGUCGAGGCGUACACAUAUACUCUUCCUGUCAGAGACACGAUCUGCGGGUACACGACUGAGAUGGCCUUUUUGGAACCGACCAUGCAAGACUUCCUGGCACAGUCAGAUAUCGAUUUGGGACUGCUGCAUCCUGUCGAUACAUUGUUGAACGAAGCAGAGAAUCUUUAUACAUCGCAUGAGUUAUAG
This is a messenger RNA of Penicillium lagena, 2181 nucleotides long. Its product is annotated as transcription factor domain-containing protein. The record is from RefSeq and is a predicted model, not a curated record. Gene Ontology annotation, molecular function: zinc ion binding; DNA-binding transcription factor activity, RNA polymerase II-specific; sequence-specific DNA binding. Gene Ontology annotation, biological process: positive regulation of transcription by RNA polymerase II; DNA-templated transcription. Lineage: Eukaryota; Fungi; Ascomycota; Eurotiomycetes; Eurotiales; Aspergillaceae. The transcript has 3 exons. Bases 1 to 2181 code for a protein of 726 amino acids. Gene Ontology annotation, cellular component: nucleus.